AUGUCCAGCGGUGGGUCUACAGCUUUUUGAGGACCUUCGAAUGUGAUUCUGACAUUAAUCUAAAGGUUUUCUUUCAGAUCUGUUCAGAAUGAGAACUUUAUGGUGGCUUAUGGUUACUGUAAUGACGGCAUUGGCCGAAUAUCCUUGGACUUUUGACAACGAUCUAUUCGGAGGUGAGUUUACAGUUUGGGAAGUCUCGUUUCGAAUCUAAACAUACAAAAUGAACCGAGAUUUCUUGUACAGGAGAUCAUGGUCAGGGAAAGUAGAAAAUUGUCAUCGAAACAAUUGUCCUAAAGCGUGUACAAUUAAAAACCCAAAAUUCUGGAACAAGAACGAGAUUCGAAGGUCUGCUCGGUGCGCAAAUUGCCUGCAGAGAUCGACAAGACAUACAGAAAAAUUGGGUAAACCUUGAGAGUUUUUCUACGGGUUUUGGUUCAAAUUAUUUUUCAUUGAUUAACCAGGUACAAAAAGUUUGUACACAAAAUAACCUUUCCAGGCAAAAUCAGAGAGUUUUCGCCUAAAAGUUUUCGAUUUUUCAUCUUACCUACAUAUAUGUAUUCUACAGGAAAAAGCUGACCAAAAAUUUAACUUUUUUAGCUGUUUUGCUUUUUAUGGUAGAUUCUGAAAGUGACUCAAAAGUUUUAAGGAAAUCUCUGUAACUUGCGUGUGUAAAACAAUAUCGUCACCCUCUUACCUCUUUCGCUGCUUCCAUGUCAGUGUGAAAACAGCAUUCAUUCCGUUUAUUCACACGAACGCCCCUGUUCCUGGAUGGCCUGAAAAAGGAACACUAAUGGGCUCAUUCAAAUUGUUACAAUAACUAUCCUAAUCAGGGGAACCCUAGAAAAAACAAAAAGUUUUUGGCCUCUCGUUCGGCCGCGUGUCCAAAACAGGCAUCGCGCAGUUAGACUAGUCCACAUUAUGCUAAUCAACGGGACUCUCUUCGCGGCCGACUACUUUAAGAAAUGAGAAUUCCUAGAGAAUGGGCGGCCGACGAAGAGAUUCGGCCGCCUUCCAGGUUUCCGAAUCUCCGGCCCGGUGUGAGCCUGGGAAACUCUCAAGAUCUGCGCAAUUAGAGAGUUAAGUGCCGCGGAUGGGGACACAUCCGGCCUUGUUUUCGAUGGACUAUCUCCAAUAAACGGGAGUCACAGAAAACCCCCUUCGGUGCGAGCGGCUGGUUUACUGUCACUCAUUUUGUCUCACCUAGAAUACUGUAUCUUCUGGAAAAUAAAAUAUUUUCCAUAUUUUCCCCUUACUUUGUUUUAUAUAGCGUGCAUUGCGAAUGAACCCGGUAAAAUUGAAAUAUUCUUCCUUUCUGAAAGGGUGUUUUAUGGAAUAUUAUCCUAGAAUAUUCAAGUAUUUUGAAAGAAAACACCUCCCAGCCCUUACAGACCCUGGUUUCGUUCUCGUUCACAUUGUUUUAGCCCUCGUUUUAUAAACGCCAAUUUCCUCCGAUGCUUCGGUCAAGCGGAGAAAUGCUUGCGCUUUCUCUUAACCUUGUUGCGCAACUUUAUUCAAUUUCGUUUUUUUUUCUUCGAUCCGACGUUAAGGCCAUCUAUUCGGCCAUGGAAUUUGUCCCCGGAGGACGAGUCGGUUGCCCUAACGACCUUCGGAUAAAUGUCUUCUAAUUAACCGGGUAUUACCUGCCAGAGUUUCCGCCCUUUCUUUUAGAGGACCAUGAUUUCCUGGCUGAUGGCAGCCUGUUUCUAUCCUUGUAUUGUAGGACCCGAUUUCUGGGGAUUGAUGAAUAAGCACUGGAGAAUGUGCACCUUGGGACAGCUGCAAAGUCCGGUCAAUAUUGAUCCCUCGAGGCUUCUAUUUGAUCCGGCGCUAACUCCUCUGAAGUAUCAGGAAGUUCAGGUGAGCUAUGAAGAUUCAGAAUGUUUCCACUACAUUCUCUUUCUUAUGUGCUACCCCUGUCUUUAUUAAUCACAUGUUACUUUUUUUUAAUGAUGCCAUUUACGACUCUAAUGAAAAGUACAACCAGAAAAAAAUUGAAGUGUGUUGUUAUAGAUUGAUGCAGAAAUCCAAAACACUGGUCAGAUGCCUUUACUUCAGUUCAACAACUCUGAAAUCAAGAUGAACAUAUCUGGGGGACCAGUGUCGCCAUAUUCCUUUACCCUCCAUCAUAUUGCAUUCCAUUUUGGGAGAACAAAAGACAAUGAAAGGGGUUCCGAGCACACCGUGGAUCGAGUCAGAUUUCCCGCAGAGAUCCAGUUAAUGGGCUAUAACUCAGAUCUCUACCACAAUUUCACCGAAGCCAUGAGUCAGCCCAAGGGUUUAAUUGGCAUUGCUGUGAUUGUGGAUGUGAGUACAUUACUUUAGUAGAUUACUGUAUAGCAAUCCCGCUGACUCACUGAUAAUAAGGACCCAUUAUCGUGGGCGAAAAGAAAACUUCAAUUUACUCCCGACCUUUCUCACAUGUAAGGUGAUGACAAAAUAUAUAUUUUUGACUACUCACUGCAUGAUUACUAUAUUCAUGAACUACAUUCAUAAAUAAAUAUAACUUGUAGUUAAUUAUAAUCUUCAUUUCAGAUCGGGGAAUAUCCAAACGCUGAACUCCGUCGAUUAACGGUCGCAUCUCAAAGUAUCGUAUAUAAAGGCAAGCAUUUAUGUGCUAUAAUAUUGUAUAAUUCCCCUCGAUGUAUUUAUGCUUGGCUGUUUCAGACUCAAAAGCUCAAAUUCAAAGGUUUCGGCCAUUCAGUUUACUGCCCAAAAGUGAGACCUAUAUAACUUAUGACGGGUCGCUGACUCAUCCGGGAUGUCAUGAAACAGUGACAUGGGUGGUUAUGAACCAUCCCAUCUACAUCACACAGGACGACGCAAGCGUUUUUGACAAACCAGUUUUAUAAUUAUGAAAUAUUUAUUUUUUACAAAACAAAUUUCAGCUUGCCAUUUGGGAUGACCUCCAACAGACUGACCAAAAACAGUUGAGUCCAGUUUAUAUGGGUCCAAAUUAUCGACCGCUCAAACCGGUGAAUGGCCGUCUCUUUAGGACCAAUAUCAAUGUCAAGUAUAAGGUAACCAAAUGCGCAUCAGAUUAUCAUAAUUUCUUUCGUCUUUAAGAGUCGAACCGACGGCUCAUGUCCAAGUAAUAUUUACGUCGACAUGGGAUAUCGCUCCAACCCUAAACGCUCCAUAAACAACACCAGUCUGAACGCAUUGCAACGCCGACAUGCGAAUUUCUGGUCGGAUGUCGAUUCGAAUCUGGGGUUCUAG
Molecule: messenger RNA, 3216 nt
Organism: Bursaphelenchus xylophilus (pine wood nematode)
Lineage: Eukaryota; Metazoa; Nematoda; Chromadorea; Rhabditida; Aphelenchoididae
Source: the annotation of a GenBank genome assembly